CCAGACAACCGAUCGUUCAGUCUUUCGCUGAGCUUUGAGCCAUACACUACAGACUCAAUCAUCGAUCGUGCAACAAAAUUUAAUCAGUUCCAAUAGAAAAAAUGACUGUGUGCGACGAAUCCCUGUCAUCCAUCUGUCACUGAGACAUUCUAGUUUUAGUGUUCCUCUCAAUUUCAACGAGUUCUCGGACUUUCUCGAGGGCCUCUGGGCUUUCACCACUCAGAUGUACCCGAAGGGACUCACAAUGGCUGGAAAAUCAAUUCUCGGAUUUAUUCUCCUCUGGGGAAUCUGUCAAUGCGCCACAGAAUCAUAUCAACGUAAAACUGGCGUCAACGAGAGUACAAGAAUUUUCUCCCCCCGUAUGGAUUACGAGUGGACGCCCCUGGGCCGAGGAGAUCCCCUCAAGAAUGAUCCGACCUUCGACUACGUUCCCCCAGUGUUGGACCGUGUCCAGUACUGGUUGGGCGAUACCCAAACCACCGAGCCCUCCUCCAAACGCGAUGUCCUAGUCCUGGGGGUAACAGCCAAGAAGACGAGUCCUCAGAUACCCGAGCACUUUCUCAAGUUCAUGGAGACUCAAAAAUUCCCAGAAACUAAGCCGGGAAACUACUUGACCCGAGACUUCACUGGCAGCACCGGAGCUGAGCCCCCAAAGCUGAUCCGCACCACGAAAUUCCGUAGUGGUCCCUCCCCAGGGGACUUCAAGCACUCCACCAAGGAGCACUACCCCCUCUAUCCCGAGACAAACGACUUCUACUACUCGGAGAAGGAGAAGCCGUACACGAUGAUGCUUCCCCCACCUCUGAACUCGGUUCCCAAUAAUCUUCAAUUUGGACGUCCAGCGAAUGCCCCCAAGAAGCCGGCCUAUGACUCCUCCACGACGAUAUCAUCAAUUUCCUUCGAGAAGUCGAACCUCAUUUACCACCAGUCGAGUCACCAGGCAGUGGACUGGCCCUCCGCCCAUCCUCCCCACAGCCCCCAUCGGCCCCCGCACCAGAGCAAUCCGCCAUUGAUCCCCUGGCCCCAGGACUCCGACAAUUACGAACCUGACCAUCAUCACACUGCCUCCUCGAUGAAUCACGAGAUCAUCGUAGGUCCCAACGCAAACAUAAUCGUCGACGGUGGCGACAGCGUCGAAGACAAGGACAUCGUCGUGGGCCACAAGUCCCCGGAGCUGAACAUGUCUGUGAUCCUAGCGAAUACAUCAACGACUCCUGGAGACUACGAAUCCAAGAUCAAUGAGACGGUGAGUGUCGUGAUGCCGACGAAUUACAAUGAGAAUACCACGAAGAGCAUCUCCAGUGGGACGAGGACAAGUGCGGAGAUGACGACCGUAUCAUCAACUUCGUCAAUUGUGGAGAUGAGCGCGACGACGCCGUUCGUCCCUUCAACGACGACGAUGCCCCCUGCGAUAAUGGACAUGUCCUGGCAACAAGACCAAUCCCCACCUCCAAUGUUCCCGGUGAGACUCCCUCCUAAGGUUUUCAGAAGACCUAGUGUCCCUCACAGACCUUUGUUUGGCGCACCUCGGCCUGUGGGACCGAUGAUGAUGUUCAAAAAUGACGCUUUUCGGCCCACGACUGUCCGAUCUCCUCUUUCCUCGCUCCUGCAGAAAGAGGUGAGCACUACAGGACCGAUGAUGACUCCCACGACGACGACGACAACGACAACGACGACGAUGGCACCCACUACGACGACAGUCACCGAAAGCUUCACUACUGAUCCUAUUUUCUCGCACUACAAACAACCGGUGACUCCUCUCCAUGGACCUCCGUACUUGAUCAUCCAAGGUCACUCUAAGGUGAAGACUUACAAACCCACGAUCAACAAACAUGGGACACCUCUGGUGAUGGAGACCACUGUCCGACCCAUAUCCAAGUUCGAACAAUUUGUUAAUGAGAAUACGCGACGAAUGGAGUCCAAAACUACGACGGAGGGAAGUCUGACUGACGUAGAGAAGCAGAAGAGGAGCUCUGAUAGUCUUGUUAAUCUUGUGGAGAAAGGUAUCAGCGCUUUCACCGUUCCUGAGGAGUGAAUACCGACCCCAUCAACCGGGGACAUCUGAAUGUAAAGACUUGGGGAACUACGAUUUAUAAAAAUGGGGUACCGAAGUGAAGAGUUUAUUGAAUGAGAAUGUGAAAUUGGAUCUGGAGACUUGUGGAUCUUCUGGAGAAGUUGUAGUGGUUUCAUUGCUGUUGGGGGCUGACUGUGGUGAGUGUUAGAUAAUUGUGAGAGGUCGGUAUUCUUCAAGAUUAGCGCCAGUGCCAGUACACGAUAAGAAUGAAUAUUGUUUAUCGAUAGUGAUUACUUAACAUUAACACUAGUCUUAUAUUUUUUAACCAGUUACCAAACAGUAUACGUUACGAUCGUUAACAAAAUUGUUGAUUAUGAGAUGUAUUUAUUUGUUUAUGGAUCGGUUGGGGUAAGUUCCGUUGAGAACUAUAUCGUCAAAAUCAUUAUUUAUUUAUGUCCACCGGAUUGUGUGAGGACUGAUUUUAUUAGUUCACUAUUUGCGAACGGAACAUCACAUGAAGUGAGGUAGUCACUUAAAAUAUUUGUAUUCGAGGCGAGAAAUUCAAAUGUGGCGCGCAAUUGGUCUCGUUAUUUUUGUACUCGUGGACAUGUUCGAUGCAAAAUAGUUAAUUGAGGAUUUCUCAAGAGGGCUUAGCUCAACCGGACCUAUGUUAUUCAUGGACUUCAUUAGGGGUGCGGUAAGAAGUCAAGGGAAUUCCAGAAUUCCCUUCUGAUUUUUGCUGAUUUUUUUCGGGAAAGAAAUGGACAUUUUCUCGGCCAGCAAACGGCGCAAUUCUUCACUUCCCUGAGAUAAUUAAUUUAUUGUCAUUUAUAUAUAUAUAUAUAUAUAUAUUAUUACUGUAUAUCAAGCUUUAAAUAUUGUGCCGUAUUGUCGUGUCCUUAUCAUCGACUCAACCCAUUGUUAAUCGAUGAAUCAAGAUAGACAUUAAUUGAAAUAAAUUUGAAAGAAAUUCUGUACAUUCCCAGAUACAAACGAUAUGUUAUAGAGCUCAAAUAAAUAUCUAUUUCAUUGUCAAUGGAUGAACAUCAACAAGUCAACCUUGAAGUGAACGAAGAACUAGAGCUCGGACGUUGGUAAUCCAUACGGGAUACAAAAGUCCCCAUUGCACACCCAGUGAGGAAACUGGAACGACAUAAAAACUAACCCAAUAUUGUGAAUCGUCUUUUAUACUGAAUUGAAAUACUUGGAAAAUGUCUGUCUACUUGUUGCAUCUAUGCUGCAUCGUUCACUUCAUUGCCAACGUGUCUUCCUUUGUCCGGUUUAAAAUGCUACGUGAGUUCCAGAAACACACUGACGACUCUUCACAAUUCUUCGUAUCAUUCCGCCCUGAUAUCGGGAUCUUCAUUCCUGAAGAGUCAUUUCAAUCGCUUCCUGUCCUCGGCAAUUUCCCAUUGAAGACUUUUCCGGUUUUGGAUUUUUAUUGUUGGGUACACGGGCCAACACCGUAAUUUAAAAAAUAUGGGAGAAUUUAUUUUAUUUGUUUUUAUUGUUGUGAAAAAUAAUUAUCAUAAAUAUGAGGGUCUUUGGGGCAAUGGGGAGUGACUGACAGGUUGACGCGUGAUGAGAAGUUUAAUGCAUUCGGUUUCACAUUUUGCGGUCAGACAAUGGCUUCUACAGACCAUAAUGAAAUGGUGAAUGAACUGAAGAAACAAUGGCACGUCAUUAUUUAUUAGUAGACCGAGUGGAAAAUAAUUCGAACGUUAACAUCAAGACCUUUGACAUCGGGAGACGGCAGCUUCAUUCAUCUGUCAUUUUCUGAUCUGUCAUUGUCCGUAUUCAUGACUGUUUAUUUUUUAUUUAUUUAAUGCGACAGGUGACACUGAAUUUUCCGGGGAAAAAAUAAUUAAUUCCCUAACUUUAUUUCACUUUAUUCCCCCGGAUCUCCCGAUCAACCCGAUCAAAAAUACUGAGAGGAAAUGAAAAAAAAAUUGGAGUUAUCUUGGUAGUGACAAAGCGGAUGCGAUGCCCAGAAGAAAGUGUUUCCUGCACGAACUUCCGGAAGGAUAAAUUACGGAUGACCAGUCACUUGUUACUUCUCACAUCAUUAACGAUAAAAAAUAAUGAUUUUCAUCCUGAGAUUCUCAGAGCUGAUUCUCAAACAUAUAUCAUUAAGGAAAAGUGGAUGUUAAUGGAAGUCAGGAGAUAAUAAUCAGUUAUAAUUAACGUAAUUUGCCGGCGAUUUUCGAAGUGAGAGAUGGGUCAGGCUCUUACUUUUCAUCCUGAACAACAGGAACAUCGCGUCGAUUAUAAGCUUCAUAAUUGAUCAAUUUUCAAAUCAAUUGAAAGCGUAGAAUAUUGAAACGAAACCAGUUUAUCCUUCCCACAGAACAAUAUUACUUCAGUUGCGGUCCCGCAAUGAGGAAAAAAAAUUUAUUUUCCUCAUGCAUCGAAGCAUGAAUAUUGCGUCGUGAAGAAUGUUCUCCAUUGCCAUCAGUAGCAAUUGUCUGUGAUCAUUAUAGACUGCACGUCAAAACAAAAUCGUAAAUGCAUAAGGAAUGAACGCGAGAUGUGUCAUCAUAAUGUACAGCACGGUACCGUAGGAAUUUUUUUUACAUAUUUAAAUCACGAAGAAGAUACGUAAAAUUGUUUUUUACGGAAUGUCCUUGAGAACUCAGAAGAAUCAUCGACAGAAAAAUAGAAUUAU
Molecule: messenger RNA, 4679 nt
Organism: Diachasmimorpha longicaudata
Lineage: Eukaryota; Metazoa; Arthropoda; Insecta; Hymenoptera; Braconidae
Exons: 3
Coding region: 224-2035 (603 amino acids)
Source: RefSeq, a predicted model, not a curated record